Molecule: messenger RNA, 369 nt
Organism: Colletotrichum orchidophilum
Lineage: Eukaryota; Fungi; Ascomycota; Sordariomycetes; Glomerellales; Glomerellaceae
Exons: 1
Coding region: 1-369 (122 amino acids)
Source: RefSeq, a predicted model, not a curated record
AUGAAAGCACUCCCGCAAGAACUGAUUUACGAAAUCGUCGACCAUCUUUAUCGAGUCAUCGUCGCCACUGAGGAGCGGGACCCAGGCUGUCUGGCCAAGUAUGCUCCCGUCUCGCGCGGAUUCCAGGACGCCAUCGAGAGACACACCUUCAAAAGCAUUGAGCUCAAGAGCGAUGAGCUCGACAUCUUUCGGCAAUAUUUCUCGAACUCGCGCCGCCAGGCCCUGCUGAACUCCAUCAACUAUAUGGUCCGCUUACCCGGUUACGAGGACUCUCGGCGCUUGUGCUAUGAGAACCACAUGGACCGUCAGAACAACGACCAGGCGGCGACAGGAGCGAUGGAUUCGCUUUUGAUGCUACUCUCACAGUGA